Molecule: messenger RNA, 1380 nt
Organism: Lacerta agilis (Sand lizard)
Lineage: Eukaryota; Metazoa; Chordata; Lepidosauria; Squamata; Lacertidae
Exons: 5
Coding region: 30-779 (249 amino acids)
Source: RefSeq, a predicted model, not a curated record
GCUGCAGCUCAGAAGGAACCUGUCGCUGCAUGAUGGAGGCCCAGCAGGAUCCAUUUAUCACCCGGCAGGCAGCUUUAUUUUUUAAAAAAGACGUGAGAGUAUAUCAGGGCCAGAAGAAUAAAACAACUCAACAAAGACAAGCAAACACGGGAAAGAUGACAGCCUGGCGAGAUGAAGAUGUACAACUGGUGGGAUCACAGGAGGAUAAGCCAUUGCCCCGAGGGAUACCGGGAGGCAUUUUUGGAAUCCUGGGCGUCGUUGCUGCUGCUGCUCUCAUUAUCAGCGUGGCUGUGACGGUCUUCAUUGUCUACAGGCGACAGCAAAAGGGCCGCUCUGACACUGACAAUGAUCUGAUUGACCUUCCCCCCUCCCACAAACCUGCUCCCCCACCUCCCAAGCGGAAGCAGGAGAUGAAAAGCCACCUAACAGCAGAGGAUAUCCAGGUUGUGCACUUGGACAACAUGAAGGAGCCAGAGGAAGAGAUCCAGAAGUUGCCACCACAGCCCCCCUACUAUGAUAUGGCAGCCACUGAGCCAACCCCUCACUCUGACAAGAUGAACUUUGGAAAGCGUCACACAGAGAUACCGGAUGCGGGUGAUUACUUAAGCUGCCGUUACUCACGUGAAGACCAGUACCUGGCGAGAAUACCAUAUGUCUAUAGUCCCUUGUCAUAUCUCCCAGAAGACGCCUACUCAUCCCGCCAUUCCGAGGCUUCCUUUUGCUGCCCACCUCCCGGUUCCAGGGCGCCGUACAUCUGUCCCAAAGAACAGUAUGUUUAAAAAGAACCCUGCAGGAAAGCAAUGAAGACAGGAGGGGCAAAAGAAAUAUUCUCCACAUGUCUCCAGCUACCACACAUCAACUACGGCCUUUGAACCUACCCACUUGCACCCCCUCCAGCCAUUGGGGAUUGUGUCUGGGUUGUGUGUGUGUGUGCGUCUGUGUCUGUGUGUGAGUGCCGGUUUCUCCCCAUCGCUAACACCCACCGUUUCUUCUUUUUUACUAUUUUUGUUGAAAAGUGUCAAUGCAUUUGUACUUUCCGUUGUUAGGUUAAGGCUGCGGUCUUAAACACAGUAGCAAGGGAGCGAGCCUCACUGAACAGAGCGGGAUGUACUUCUGAAUCGACAUGCAUUGGAUUGUGCUGUAACCUCUGCCUUGUUUGUUAAGGAACAUCCUCCUCUCUCCCAACCCCAUCUAAUUUUGACCCCUUGGGGCUCCCGUUCCAUGCAGGCUUGGUGUGUUCAUGCACCAGUGCAUUUGCACUACUGCCCUCUGCUGGAUGGAAUGCGCCUCUUGCUCAAAUGUCCACUCUCUGUUUUCCAUUUACACAAUUUUGCACUAUGGUUAAACUUCCAAGUUAACUCUACCCCUGAAGGUUGGGAC